AUGGGUACCCAAAAAGGUCAACGAGCCGAAAGGAUGAACACAUACAGUAGGUGCCGACCCACACGUAAGCAAGAUACACUGAAGUUCAAACAAAUAAUAUAUCUGGUGAACAAGGCAAAGAUUGCAAGCCCAUUUGGAAAUGAAAUUUACCGCCAGAACAGUAGUGGUUCAGCCAGAUACGAUCUUAGCAUCAUUGUGAAGCGGUCCCGGAGGAUGUAUAAGGUAAGGACUUCUAAGAUUAGGGUCCAGUUCGAAUUCAAUUCUGAGGACGGUUCGACGGCAGUAAGAUUGGUAAUCCGACAGAUCAUCAGGAGCGACAGUUCAAGUGAAUCGACAGUAGCGUAG
Loa loa (African eye worm) is the source of this 345-nucleotide messenger RNA. RefSeq lists its product as hypothetical. The coding region runs from base 1 to 345 and encodes 114 amino acids. The transcript has a single exon. The record is from RefSeq and is a predicted model, not a curated record. NCBI's taxonomy places the organism in Eukaryota, Metazoa, Nematoda, Chromadorea, Rhabditida, Onchocercidae.